Notechis scutatus (mainland tiger snake) is the source of this 2370-nucleotide messenger RNA. The record is from RefSeq and is a predicted model, not a curated record. NCBI's taxonomy places the organism in Eukaryota, Metazoa, Chordata, Lepidosauria, Squamata, Elapidae.
UUUCCCUGGAAGACAACUAUUAACAGAUAAUAGAAAAUUAACACACGGCAGCAGCCGCCAUAAAGCAUGGAGCAUGGGAAACUCUUGGAUCCCCCAUCAGAUAAAAGCAGCACUCCAAAAAAUCACCAAAAAUCCCAUGAAUGCUCAGAGUGUGGGAAAUCCUUUGCUCGCAGGUCCCUCCUUUUGACCCACAGGAAGGUCCAUGUGGGAAGUGGAUCCAGUGAAGGUUUGGAGGGUGAGAAAUCCAACUCUGGAAAUGAAGCAAAAGGUCUCAGAAGCUCCACCAGACUAAAACCCUAUAAAUGUGAGGAAUGUGACUUACGCUUUAGUCAAAAGUCAGACCUUCUUAGACAUCAGAAAAUCCACACUGGAGAGAAACGUCAUCAAUGUCUGGCAUGCGGGAAAUUUUUCUGUAGAAAAGGCACUCUCAGAAUCCAUGAGAGAAUUCAUACUGGGGAGAAACCUUACAAGUGUUGGGAAUGUGGGAAGAGCUUUCCUCAGAAUGCACAGCUUUGGUCCCAUGGGAAGACACAUGCAGGAAUAAAAUCUUACAAAUGCUUUGACUGUGGAAAAUGUUUCACCCAGAGUUCAGGUCUUCGUAAUCAUAAUAAAACACACACAGGGGAAAAAAACGAAAAGUGCCUCGAAUGUGGGAAAUGUUUUUCCAAAAAAUCAAUCCUGCUGCGACAUCAGAAACGCCACACUGGAGAGAGACCCUAUGAAUGUCCAGAAUGUGAGAAACGAUUUGUGGAUUCUUCUGAACUUCAGAGACACCAGAAAUGGCACAAAGGGGAGCUGCCCCAUAGAUGUGGGCAGUGUGGGAAAUGUUUUGUUACGCCAGCCCAUGUUCAGAUUCAUCAGAGAAUCCACACGGGGGAGAAGCCCUACAAAUGUGAGGAGUGUGGGAAAUGCUUUUCCCAAAAGCAACACCUCGGACGCCAUCAGAGGUUCCACACAGGAGAGAAGCCCUACAAAUGCGAGGAAUGUGGAAAAUGCUUUGUAGAUAAGAGAGGCCUUUGCAGUCAUCAUAAAACCCACACAGGGGAGAAACCGCAUCAAUGCAACGACUGUGGAAGAUUUUAUACCACAUCAUCGGCCCUUAAAUCUCAUGUGAAAAUUCACACAGGGGAAAAAGAUUACAAAUGUUUGGACUGUGGAAGAGCAUUUGCUCAUUCUUCUUCCCUUCUAAGUCACAGCCGAAUCCAUACAGGAGAAAAACCUCACAAAUGCGCAGUGUGUGAUAAAUGUUUUGCUCGGAAAGAUUCUCUUGUGAUGCAUCAGCGAAUCCACACUGGAGAGAAACCAUAUAAAUGUCUGGAAUGUGGGAAAUGUUUUGCCCAUAAUUCAUCACUUCACUGGCAUGUGCGAAAUCACAGAGGAGACUAGCCUUACAGAGUGUGAGAAACCUUUUCAUAGUUAAUCAAAGCUAGAAAAGCACCAGAAAGUACUUAGCAGAGAUAAAUCUCUUCACUUGUGGACACAUUUAACAGGAACUUCACACAGUGAUAGAAGGGAAAUCGUACAAUUGUUUGGUUUGGGGAAAAUGUUUUUCCUACUGAAGGAACCUCAAAUAACAUCAGGGAGUACACAGUGAGGCAAAAGGGUACAAAUGUUGGAAUUGUGAGAAUAUCUUACUUGCAUAGUCGCAUUAGUAACUUAUCAGAGUGGUUACACCAGAGAGUUAAAAGUAUGUGGGGAGUAGAUAUAAUGUUUUGCAGAGCACAGGAAGUUCUGGACUUGGGACCCCAACUUGGAAUGGAUUUCUGGUCAUAGGUUCCUUCAGUUGUAAGUCAAAACCAGGUACUUCUCUUAAUUUUUACUAGAUGAUGUUGAUCCAUGAGGAGAACUGAAAAGUUAGAGGGAGAAAAUGGGGUGAAGGAUGAAUGUGGUAAAGUUUUGAUGUUGAAUCUACUGGCUGAGGACGAGAAGGAAAAGUUUCUUUUUCCUAUUAUCUUUUUUGGAGGGAUUUUUUUUUCCUUUUUUCAUUUUCCCCCCCAUAUAUUCACGUUAUUUGUACUAACUUUCUUUCUGUGCAUAUAAUCCUUAAUAAAAGCAUUGUUCAAAAUAACCAAGGGGGCCUUUUUCAGGAGAUGGGCUGGGCAGAUCAAAGCGGCCAAGAUGGGAGUCAGAUUGUGCCAUCCUGGGCAGCCAAAGUGGGGUGAGAAAGUGGCUCUCAGGGCUCCCCUGGAUCAGGAAAUGGCCUGUGGGGAGGAGGUAGAGGAGGAAGGCCGUCAGGGAGUCCAGGGCCCAUGGUUCCCAGCAGCUACUAGAGGAGGGAGCCACGCUUCUCAGGAGGGGUUGGAAACCCAUCGCAAGAGGCUACCGGAAGAUGCCCCCUAGAGGAGAAAUGGGGAAUUAUCAGUCCCAGGA